AAAUAGAUAGAGUUAUAUAAUAAAUUAGUGUAUUCUAUUUUUAUUUUUAUUUUUUUCUUUUUUCUUUUCUUUGUUCCUUUUAUAUACAUUACAUUGAAUGGCACGCUGGACAUUAACAGGUUUAAAAGAGGGUGCUAUUGAUGCCCUGCAAGGCAUAAUCAUCGUUCUUCAGAACCCAAACAUUCGAAAACAACGAUUCUUAAAGAUUUUUAUCUAUCUUUCGAUUAUAUCAUUUAUUUUACUCGGUUUAACAAAUGCCCUCAUUACUAUUCCUAUACGAAUUGCACAGUAUUUUAUAUGGGUAUUUACAAAGGGCGAACAAGUGACAAAGGCACAGACACUGUUGGACUCGGCCUAUCAAUCUAUACAUGAAAUCGUAGCCUCUCUCCCCCUUUUAGCUUUAUUAUUAAUGCGUUACGUAUAUCCAAAACCAUUGGAUGAUUUAUUUAUGGAAUCUCUGCGUUAUUUGGACCAACAAUAUCCUCAACGAAAGCCCUAUGCGACUGUGUUAGAACAACAAAAGUCGAAACGAAAUCAUUGGAUUGAUAUGAAGCAAUAUAUAUCAAGAACUUGGAAAAAGAUAAGAUUAGGGAUUCUAUUACUUUUAUUGUCAAUGUUACCUGUUAUCGGUAAAUUUGUAUUUCCUGCUGCUGGUGCAUAUACUACCUAUAAAGCGUUAGGUAAGACACAGGCCGUUGUAGUGGGUGUUUGUUUCUUUUUCUUACCUCAAUGGGCUACAAUGAAGCUUGUACGUGCCUUGAUUGGUAUGCGAUCUUUAAUGCGUGAAUUAUUAUCACCUUAUUUUAUCAGAAUGCAAAUGUCACAUAAGGAAAAGCGUAGAUGGUUUAGUGGUCGUAAAGAUAGAUUGUUUGGAUUUUCUGCAAUUGCAUAUAUCAUGAUUCGAUUACCUAUGGUUGGCAUUUUAGGUUAUGGUAUUGCCCAAGCAGCUUCAGCUUAUAUGCUAACGAUCGUUACUGAACCUCCCUCUAAGGAAGCUCUAUUUAAAAAGAAGUUGGAUGAACAAGGGAAUAAUGUAGAUGAUUUACGUGAAGUUGAUGAUCAUGAUAAGAUGAAUUAAAUGUAAUAUAUGAUUACGUAAUCAAAAACAAAUAAUAAUAAUAAUAUAGCACAUAGCUACUUUUUGAUGUGUAUCCCCCUCCUCGACUUUUUUUUUUUUUUU
This is a messenger RNA of Cokeromyces recurvatus, 1180 nucleotides long. RefSeq lists its product as uncharacterized. The record is from RefSeq and is a predicted model, not a curated record. The coding region runs from base 98 to 1078 and encodes 326 amino acids. Lineage: Eukaryota; Fungi; Mucoromycota; Mucoromycetes; Mucorales; Mucoraceae. The transcript is spliced from 2 exons.